This is a messenger RNA of Prunus armeniaca (apricot), 573 nucleotides long. The record is from the annotation of a GenBank genome assembly. Lineage: Eukaryota; Viridiplantae; Streptophyta; Magnoliopsida; Rosales; Rosaceae.
AUGGAAGGAUGCUCUUGUUACUUGGCAAUGGUACUGGUUCAGCUCAUAUAUGGUGGAUCAAACAUCCUCAUAAAAUUCUCCCUUGCAGAAGUACUCAAUCCGAUUGUCUUCGUUGUUUACCGGCAUGUUAUGGCCAUGGUUUUGGUAGGACCAUUUGCUUAUGUGCUUGAAAGGCCACUAAUCUUAAAUAUAUUUAACCCUGAGGCUUUGGCCUCUGUUAUCACUUUACCACCAGGAUAUGCUUUUUGUGCAUCAUUGCGAUCUUCUUUUCUUGCCCAAUUUUCACAAGCAACCAAGGGUUCUGCAGUGACGCAGCCUGUUUUAGCUACGCUCCAUCCGCUUGCUGGUAUUGUGGCUAGUUGUGGUAAGCUCAUGAACCAGUUUGACAGCUGUACUGUUAGGCAUAUCUACAGAGAAAAGAAUUGUGUUGCAGAUGGAUUAGCUAACUGGAGCUAUAACAUGGGUCUUGGCGUGUGUUAUUUUGAUUUUGCUCCGAGUUGGAUCGGUUCUUUAGUUAUUGACGACUUGAUUGGGGUGUCUCGUCCCCGUCUUUUCUGUGUUGAUUUGUUGUAG